UCGAAACUAGCCUAAUCCAGCUAAUGCUAGUAAUGAAGCUUCAAUUACAUCUUUUAUCAUAAAACUACUGACUUAUUCAUGAAGAUAUUUAUUUCACCCACAAAUAAAAACCUUGCCCGACUUUCCCCCGUCUCCCCUAUUCAUUAUAAUACAGUUUACCCCGAUUCGUAUAUAAAAAGGGUCCAAAUGGUUACCCGGACAGAAGCAAGUUAGCUGUUGGGCAAAAUGUUUUUUCAAAUAAAUAAAGUGGUGGUACUGAUCGUAUUUAAUAUAUUCUUAAUGGUUACUGGUGAUAACUACAAGGACGAAACUAUGGAUCGGAUUGCAAAAAACGGAAGAGCGAGGGUAGUAUUCACCCCCAUACGGGGCAAACGGAUGUUUCCCGAUAACAGAGACACAUUGUUGAGGAUGCUAGAGGCGGCGGACGCGCUCAAAUACUAUUACGACCAGCUGCCCUACUACGACCCGCAGGCCGACGACCAAGAAGCUAAAGUGACCAAGAAGGUAAUAUUCACGCCGAAGCUCGGACGGAGUUCUGACGACGCGUUCGAGAAGCGAGGCUACGAGAACGACUUCACGCCGCGACUCGGCAGACAGGCUGACGCCGUCACCGCCUCCGAUGAAGUUUACAGACAGGACGCGUCGAUAGACGGCAGGUCCAAGUAUUUCUCCCCACGCCUGGGCCGCACUGUAGAGCUGACGCCAAGACUCGGCAGAUCGUACAACUACGAAUUAUACCCCAGCAAAGUCCGUAUAGCCAGAAGCACAAACGGGACAAAAUCAUAGACACACGAGCGAAUGAAUACCUAAUACCAACUAAUCCUAACCUAAUACUUAAUAAUAUUGUGAAUACCUGCAUACCAGUUAGCGUUGUAUUGUAAUAUAAUGUUUUGGACGAAAUACUUAAUGUAACAUGUACUUAAUUUUAAGGAUGCUAGUCAUUAAAUAAAGGAAUGAUUAAAUAAUA
Messenger RNA from Cydia fagiglandana, 967 nucleotides. It is a transcript of the gene PBAN, whose product is annotated as PBAN-type neuropeptides-like. Gene Ontology annotation, molecular function: neuropeptide hormone activity. Gene Ontology annotation, biological process: pheromone biosynthetic process; neuropeptide signaling pathway. Bases 226 to 786 code for a protein of 186 amino acids. The record is from RefSeq and is a predicted model, not a curated record. The transcript has 6 exons. Lineage: Eukaryota; Metazoa; Arthropoda; Insecta; Lepidoptera; Tortricidae.